AUGACUCACAAAGCUAAAGACUUAGGAAUAAAAAUUAAUGUUCCUGAGUUUGAAGGGAGACUCCAACCAGAUGAUUUCAUCGACUGGCUUUGCACAGUAGAAAGAGUAUUCGAGUUAAAAGACAUUCCAGACGACAAGCGCGUGAAGCUUGUAGCAAUCAAGUUGAAGAAGCAUGCAUCAGUUUGGUGGGAGAAUCUCAAGUGUCAGCGAGAAAGAAAAGGAAGAAGAAAGAUCAAGACAUGGGAUAAAAUGCGUCGUGAGCUCAAGCCCAAGUUCCUUCCUGAACAUUACAGGCAAGACACCUUCAUCAAAUUUCAUAAUUUGAGGCAAAAGUCAUUAUCUGUGGAAGAAUAUACAAUAGACUUCGAAGAGCUGCUUAUAAAGUGUGACAUUCAAGAGCCUGAAGAACAAACAAUUGCUCGUAAUCUUGGAGGAUUGAACACAGAAAUUUCUGAUGUCGUUCAGCUGCAACCAUAUUGGACCUUGGAUGAUAUCAUUAGGCUAUCAUUAAAGAUUGAAAAGCAAAGAAAACGAAGGAAUAACAUUCAGUCGCCGAAAGACAAAGAAGUCAUCCUUGAUGUUCAACAAGAAGUGAAGACAGAAUUUUUUAAAGGCAACAAGGAGCGUAGAUCAUCAGGUAGAAAAUCCUUCAAAUGUCAAGGUUUUGGGCAUAUGCGGCUGAUUGUCCAAACCGAAGGGUUAUCACUCUUGUCGAGGAAGAAGUUAAUGAAGAACCAAUUCAGGAGCAAGAGGAGGAAGGUGAGGUUGACUAUGAUAUUGAAGAAGAAGUUCCACCCGAUUGUGGAGAAGCUUUAG
This is a messenger RNA of Arachis duranensis, 816 nucleotides long. RefSeq lists its product as uncharacterized. NCBI's taxonomy places the organism in Eukaryota, Viridiplantae, Streptophyta, Magnoliopsida, Fabales, Fabaceae. The transcript has a single exon. The record is from RefSeq and is a predicted model, not a curated record. Bases 1 to 816 code for a protein of 271 amino acids.